Myotis lucifugus (little brown bat) is the source of this 15787-nucleotide messenger RNA. It is a transcript of the gene KMT2A, whose product is annotated as lysine methyltransferase 2A. Gene Ontology annotation, molecular function: zinc ion binding; histone H3K4 methyltransferase activity; protein binding. Gene Ontology annotation, cellular component: histone methyltransferase complex; nucleus. The record is from RefSeq and is a predicted model, not a curated record. Gene Ontology annotation, biological process: positive regulation of DNA-templated transcription. NCBI's taxonomy places the organism in Eukaryota, Metazoa, Chordata, Mammalia, Chiroptera, Vespertilionidae.
AUGUCCCUCCCCACACCUCGCUUCCAAAAGCCUGCCGAACCCUCCCUGCCGACCCCCCCCUGCCGAACCCUCCCUGCCGAACCCCCCCUGCCGAACCCUCGCUCCAUCCCGGCCCAGGCCAAUUCUGUAUUUUUUAAGCUAACAACACAGAUCCCAUGUAGUUGGAGAACCAAAGGCCUCAUACAUGACAAAAAGACUGAACCGUUCAGGUUACUUGCAUGGAGUUGGUGCUUAAAUGAUGAGCAGUUCUUAGGUUUUGGCUCAGAUGAAGAAGUCAGAGUACGAAGUCCCACCAGGUCUCCUUCAGCUAAGAGUAGCCCUCGGAAACCCCGCGGCCGGCCUCGCAGCGGCUCCGACCGGACCCCGCUCCUCCCAGACCCGCCCGCGUUCCCCCCGCUCAGUAAACCAGAGACCAGACCUGGGGAUAAGAUCAAGAAGAAAGACUCUAAAAGCUUAGAAAAGAAGCGAGGAAGACCUCCCACCUUCCCUGGAGUAAAAAUCAAAAUCACGCAUGGAAAGGACAUUGCCGAAUUACCGAAGGGCAGCAAAGACGACAGCCUGAAAAAGCUCAAACGGACCCCGUCCGCCACGUUUCAGCAAGCCACCAAGAUCAAAAAGUUAAGAGCGGGCAAGCUCUCCCCCCUCAAGUCCAAGUUUAAGGCCGGGAAGCUGCAGAUCGGAAGGAAGGGGGUGCAGAUCGUCCGGCGGCGCGGGAGGCCGCCCUCCGCCGAGAGGGUCAAGGCCCCGGCCGGCCUCCUCCUCAACUCGCACCUGGACAAGCCCCAGAAGGUGCGCAGGGACGCGGACGCGGCCCCGGCCCUCGCCAAGGAAGACAAGGCGGUGGUCAGACAGAGCCCGCGGCGGGUGAAGCCCGUCAGGAUCAUCCCUUCCUCCAAAAGGACGGACGCCACCAUCGCCAAGCAGCUCCUGCAGCGGGCGAAGAAGGGGGCGCAGAAGAAGAUCGAGAAGGAGGCGGCCCAGCUGCAGGGCCGGAAGGUGAAGACGCAGGUCAAGAACAUCCGGCAGUUCAUCAUGCCCGUGGUCAGCGCCAUCUCCUCGCGGAUCAUCAAAACCCCCCGCCGCUUCAUCGAGGACGAGGACUACGACCCGCCCAUCAAGAUCGCGCGCCUGGAGCCCGCGCCCAGCAGCCGCUUCGGCGCCGCCUCCUGCGGGUCCUCCGAGAAGUCGAGCGCCGCCUCGCAGCACUCCUCGCAGCUGUCCUCCGACUCGUCGCGCUCCAGCAGCCCCAGCGUGGACACCUCCACCGACUCCCAGGCCUCCGAGGAGAUCCAGGGGCUCCCCGAGGAGCAGAGCGACGCCCCCGAAGCGCACGCCCCGCUGCCCGUUGCCCAGUCCCCGGAAAGCGACCGGAACGACCGGAGAGGCAGGAGGUACUCGUCCGAGAGGAGUUUUGGGUCGAGGACGACGACGAAGAAGCUGUCCGCGCUGCCCAGCGCGCCCCCGCCGCCGGCCUCCGCCUCGCCGCCCCCGCCGCUGCUGUCGCCGCCGCCGCCCCUGCAGCCGGCCGCCGGCCUCUCGGACCCCACGCCCUGGCUGCUGCCCCCCACCAUCCCGCUGGCGUCGCCCUUCCUGCCCGCGCCCGCCGCGCCCAUGCCGGGCAAGCGCAAGUCCAUCCUGCGGGAGCCCACGUUCCGCUGGACGUCGCUGAAGCACUCGCGCGCCGAGCCGCAGUUCUUCUCCUCCGCCAAGUACGCCAAGGAGGGGCUCAUCCGCAAGCCCGUCUUCGACAACUUCCGGCCGCCGCCGCUCACGCCCGAGGACGUGGGCUUCGCCUCGGGCUUCGCGGCGCCGGGCGCGGCCGCGCGGCUCUUCUCGCCGCUGCACGCGGGGCCCCGGUUCGACGUGCACAAGAGGAGCCCGCUGCUGCGGGCGCCGCGCUUCACGCCCAGCGAGGCGCACUCCCGCAUCUUCGAGUCCGUCACCCUGCCCGGCGGCCGGGCCCCCGCGGCCGCGCCCGGCGCGUCCAGCCGCAAGAGGAAGAGGAGGGUGUUCAGCCCGCUGCGCGCCGAGCCCCGGUCGCCCUCGCACUCCAUGAGGACGCGCAGCGGCCGGCUGAGCGCCGCCGAGCUGUCGCCGCUCACGCCGCCGCCCUCCGUGGCCUCCUCCCUGAGCCUCUCCGUGAGCCCUCACGCCGCCAGUGCCUUAAACCCCGCCUUCACCUUCCCCGCGCACCCGCUGGCCCCCGGGGAGGCCGCCGAGAAGACCCCGAGGCCGCGGAAGCCGCCCGGCGCCCCCGCGGAGCCCUUCGCCGCCGGCAGCCCGACGACGCCGCUCUUCCCCUGGUUCACCCCCGGCGCGCAGCCCGACCGGGGCCGGACCAGGGACCGGGCUCCCGAGGAGCCGGCCCGGGAGCGGGACGCCGACAAGAGCGCGGAGAAGGACAAGAGCCGAGAGCGGGACCGCGAGCGGGAGAAGGAGAACAAGCGGGAGUCCCGCAAAGAGAAGCGGAAGAAGGGGUCCGAGCCCCCGGGCAGCUCCGCCUUGUACCCCGCGGGCAGGGUUUCCAAAGAGAAGGCGGGCGCGGAGGAGGGGGCCGCGCCGUCCUCUGCCAAGAAGGUCACGGGGCGGAAGAAGUCUUCGUCCCUCGAUUCUGGGCCCGAGGUGGCUGCCGUGACCCUUGGGGACUCAACCGCUGUCAAAACCAAAAUACUGAUCAAGAAAGGGCGAGGGAGCCUGGACAAGGCCGCCCUGGACCUCGGCCCCGCCGCCGCGCUCGAGAAGGAGAAGGCGCCCUGCCCGCCCGCGCCCCGCGCCCGCGUGAAGCAUGCCGCGUCCUCCAUCGGCUCCAUGCUGGCGCAGGCGGACAAGCUCCCCAUGACCGACAAGAGGGUCGCCAGCCUCCUCAAAAAGGCCAAGGCCCAGCUCUGCAAGAUCGAGAAGAGCAAGAGUCUGAAACAAACCGACCAGCCCAGAGCACAGGGUCAAGAAAGUGAUUCAUCAGAGACCUCUGUGCGAGGACCCCGGAUUAAACACGUCUGCAGAAGAGCGGCUGUUGCCCUUGGCCGGAAACGCGCUGUGUUUCCUGAUGACAUGCCCACCCUGAGUGCCUUACCGUGGGAAGAACGAGAAAAGAUCUUGUCUUCCAUGGGGAAUGAUGACAAGUCCUCAAUCGCUGGCUCAGAAGAUGCCGAACCUCUGGCUCCGCCCAUCAAACCAAUCAAACCCGUCACCAGAAACAAGGCGCCCCAGGAGCCCCCCGUGAAGAAGGGACGGCGCUCCAGGCGGUGUGGGCAGUGUCCCGGCUGCCAGGUGCCCGAGGACUGUGGUGUCUGUACUAACUGCUUGGACAAGCCCAAGUUCGGUGGCCGCAACAUAAAGAAGCAAUGCUGCAAGAUGAGAAAGUGUCAGAAUCUACAGUGGAUGCCUUCCAAAGCCUAUCUUCAGAAGCAAGCAAAAGCUGUGAAAAAGAAAGAGAAAAAGUCCAAGACCAGUGAAAAGAAAGAGAGUAGUAAAGAGAACAGUGUUGUGAAGAGCGUAGUGGACGCCAAUCAGAAGCCCACCCCGUCAGCACGCGAGGACCCUGUCCCCAAGAAAAGCAACAGUGAGCCUCCCCCGCGGAAGCACGUAGACGAGAAGAGCGAGGACGGGUCCGCCUCUGCUCCGGGGCCUGAACCCAAACAAGCUACCACUCCAGCCUCCAGGAAGUCCAGCAAGCAGGCCUCCCAGCCAGCGCCAGCGCCCCCCCCACCGCCACCCAGCACAGCGCCACCCAGGAAAGACGUCCCCAAGGCAGCUCCUAGCGAGCCCAAGAAGAAGCAGCCCCCACCGCCGGACUCAGGUCCAGAGCAAAGCAAGCAGAAAAAAGUGGCUCCUCGCCCAAGUAUUCCUGUAAAACAAAAACCAAAAGAAAAGGAAAAACCACCUCCCGUCAGCAAGCAGGAGAGCGCAGGCACUCUGAACAUCCUCAGCGCUCUCUCCAACGGCAGCAGCUCUAAGCAGAAGGUCCCAGCAGAUGGAGUCCACCGGAUCAGAGUGGACUUCAAGGAGGAUUGUGAAGCCGAGAACGUGUGGGAGAUGGGUGGCCUGGGCAUCCUGACCUCGCUCCCCAUCACACCCAGGGUGGUGUGCUUCCUCUGUGCCAGCAGCGGGCAUGUGGAGUUUGUGUAUUGCCAAGUCUGCUGUGAGCCCUUCCAUAGGUUUUGUUUAGAGGAGAACGAGCGCCCCCUGGAGGACCAGCUGGAAAACUGGUGUUGCCGUCGCUGCAAGUUCUGUCACGUGUGUGGAAGGCAGCAUCAAGCCACAAAGCAGCUGCUGGAAUGUAAUAAGUGCCGAAACAGCUAUCACCCUGAGUGCCUAGGACCUAACUACCCCACCAAACCUACAAAGAAAAAGAAAGUCUGGAUCUGCACCAAGUGUGUGCGCUGCAAGAGCUGCGGAUCUACCACCCCAGGCAAAGGCUGGGAUGCACAGUGGUCCCACGACUUCUCACUGUGCCACGACUGUGCCAAACUCUUUGCUAAAGGAAACUUCUGCCCGCUCUGCGAUAAGUGUUAUGACGAUGACGACUAUGAGAGCAAGAUGAUGCAGUGUGGGAAAUGUGAUCGCUGGGUCCAUUCCAAAUGUGAGAACCUUUCAGGUACAGAAGAUGAGAUGUAUGAGAUUCUGUCUAGUCUGCCAGAAAGCGUGGCCUACACGUGUGUGAACUGUACCGUGCGGCACCCUGCGGAGUGGCGGCUGGCCCUCGAAAAGGCGCUGCAGAGCUCCCUGAAGCAGGUGCUGACGGCCUUGUUGAACUCUCGGACCACCAGCCAUUUGUUACGCUACCGACAGGCUGCCAAGCCUCCAGACUUAAACCCCGAGACAGAGGAGAGCCUACCUUCCCGCAGCUCCCCGGAGGGCCCGGACCCGCCUGUGCUCACUGAGGUCAGCAAGCAGGAGGACCAGCAGCCUUUAGAUCUGGAAGGGGUCAGGAGGAAGAUGGACCAAGGGAGCUACACGUCUGUGUUGGAGUUCAGUGAUGAUAUCGUGAAGAUCAUCCAAGCAGCCAUUAAUUCAGAUGGAGGGCAGCCGGAGAUUAAAAAAGCCAACAGCAUGGUCAAGUCCUUCUUCAUUCGGCAAAUGGAACGUGUUUUUCCAUGGUUCAGUGUCAAAAAGUCCAGGUUUUGGGAACCAAAUAAAGUAUCAAGCAACAGUGGGAUGCUACCCAACGCAGUGCUUCCACCUUCACUUGACCAUAAUUAUGCUCAGUGGCAGGAGCGAGAGGACAGCGGCCACACUGAGCAGCCUCCUCUAAUGAAGAAAAUCAUUCCGGCUCCCAAACCUAAAGGGCCUGGAGAACCAGACUCGCCCACCCCCCUGCACCCUCCCACGCCGCCGGCUUUGAGUACUGAUAGGAGUCGAGAAGAUAGUCCAGAACUGAACCCACCCCCAGGCAUAGAAGAUAACAGACAAUGUGCAUUGUGUUUGACUUACGGUGAUGACAGUGCUAAUGAUGCUGGCCGCCUGCUGUACAUUGGCCAGAAUGAGUGGACACAUGUCAACUGCGCGCUGUGGUCGGCGGAAGUGUUUGAAGACGAUGACGGGUCACUGAAGAACGUGCACAUGGCUGUGAUCCGGGGCAAGCAGCUGCGAUGCGAAUUCUGCCAAAAGCCGGGCGCCACUGUGGGCUGCUGCCUCACCUCCUGCACCAGCAACUACCACUUCAUGUGCUCCCGGGCCAAGAACUGUGUCUUCCUGGACGAUAAGAAGGUGUACUGCCAGCGGCACCGCGAUGUGAUCAAAGGCGAGGUGGUUCCCGAGAAUGGAUUUGAAGUCUUUAGAAGAGUGUUUGUGGACUUUGAAGGAAUCAGCUUGAGGAGGAAGUUCCUUAAUGGCUUGGAACCAGAAAAUAUUCACAUGAUGAUUGGCUCCAUGACAAUCGACUGCUUGGGAAUUCUCAAUGAUCUGUCUGACUGUGAGGACAAGCUGUUUCCAAUUGGAUACCAGUGUUCCCGCGUGUACUGGAGCACCACGGACGCCCGCAAGCGCUGCGUGUACACGUGCAAGAUCGUGGAGUGCCGCCCGCCGGCCGUGGAGCCGGACAUCAACAGCACCGUCGAGCAUGACGAAAACAGGACCAUUGCCCACAGUCCAACAUCUUUUGCAGAAAUGUCAUCUAAAGAAAGUCAAAACGCAGCUGAAAUUGUAAGUCCUUCAUCACCAGACCGACCUCCUCAUACGCAAACCUCUGGUUCCUGUUUUUAUCAUGUCAUCUCAAAGGUUCCUAGGAUUCGAACACCCAGUUAUUCUCCAACACAGAGGUCCCCUGGCUGUCGGCCACUGCCUUCUGCAGGAAGCCCUACUCCAACCACUCACGAAAUCGUCACGGUGGGCGACCCUUUGCUCUCCUCGGGGCUCCGAAGCAUCGGCUCCAGGCGGCACAGUACUCCGUCCUCAGCACCCCAGCAGUCGAGACUCCGGAUGAUGUCUCCAGUGAGAACGGGGAGCACUUACUCCAAGAAUAGUGGCUCCUCCGUCUCCACCCCGGGGGCCACUGCGGACCUGGAGUCAAGUGCCAAGGCAGUGGAUCAUGUCUUAGGGCCACUGACUUCAAAUACCAACUUAAGGCAAAACACUCCCACCUCUUCCAGUUUGCAGAGGACAGUGGUGAUGAUGGCCACCAAAACCAGUCACGUGGAUGGCUCUUCAUCUUCAGAAAUGAAGCAUCCCAGCGCUUCAGACCUGGCCUCCAGCAGCUCCUCUUUGAAAGGAGAGAAGACCAAAAUGCUGAGUUCCAAGAGUUCCGAGGGCGCCGCUCAUAACGUGGCCCACCCCGGCCUCCCCAAACCGGCUCCGCAGCGUCAUAGUCCACCAUCUGGCGAACCAAAUGUUAGUAAAAUGGGCGCGUUUGUGGAAUUCUCUUCGGUGCCGUUUUCCUCCAGAGAGGCCCUCCCCCUCCCGCCGCUCCAUCUGAGAGGGCAGAGGAAUGAUUGGGACCCGCAUCCAGACCCCACCCAGGCAGGGAGUCCCCCCGCUGAGGGCGACACGGACAUCAAAACCUUGAAGCUGUCGGGGGUGAGCAACCGAUCAUCUAUCAUCAACGAACAGGUGGGAUCUAGCUCCAGAGACAGGAGACAGAAAGGGAAAAAGACUUGUAAAGAAACCUUCAAAGAAAAGCGUUCCAGUAAGUCCUUCCUGGAGCCUGGUCAGGUCGCCGCUGGUGAGGAAGGACACCUAAAGGCGGAGUUUGCAGAUGAAGGUUUGACUCCUGAGUUUCCAGGGCAACGGCCAUGUAACAACGUGUCUUCUGAUAAGAUUGGGGACAAAGUCCUUGCUGCUUCUGGAGUCCCCAAAGCUCCGUCCGUGCAGGGAGAAGGCCCUGCCACGGAAUUACAGACGCCCCGAAAACGCACGGUCAAAGUCACACUGACACCCCUGAAGAUGGAAGGUGAGAGUCAGUCCAGAAAUGCCCUGAAGGAAAGCAGCCCUGCUUCCCCUUUGCACAUGGAGUCAGCCUUGCCAGCAGAGCCCGUGUCAGCCUCCGGAAGUCCAGGAGCUGGGCCAGUGGCCCAGCCAAGCCCCAGCAACACCUCCUCCCAGGAGCCCCCGAGCAACAGCUACCAGACUCUUCCCGUCCAGGACAGGAAUCUCAUGCUUCCUGACGGCCCCAAGCCCCAGGAGGACGGGUCUUUCAAAAGGAGGUACCCCCGCCGGAGCGCCCGGGCCCGCUCCAACAUGUUCUUCGGGCUCACCCCCCUCUACGGAGUCCGGUCCUACGGGGAAGAAGACCUUCCGUUCUACAGCAGCUCAACGGGGAAGAAACGAGGCAAGAGGUCGGCCGAAGGGCAGGUGGAUGGGGCUGAUGACUUGAGCACUUCCGACGAGGACGACCUGUACUAUUACAACUUCACCCGGACGGUGAUCGCGGCGGGGGCAGAGGAGCGGCUGGCGGCCCACAACCUGUUUCGGGAGGAGGAGCAGUGUGAUCUCCCGAGAAUCUCACAGCUGGAUGGUGUUGACGACGGGACGGAGAGCGAUACCAGUGUCACGGCCACCACGAGGAAGACCGGCCAGAUUCCAAAAAGAAACGGGAAAGAGAACGGGACAGAGAGCCUCAAGCUGGACCGGCCCGAAGACGGGGAGAAGGAACAUGUCAUCAAGAGUUCUGUGGGCCACAAAAGCGAGCCCAAGGCAGAGAACUGCCACUCGGUGAGCCGAGGGAAGGCCCAGGGGCAGGACUCCCUGGAGGCUCAGCUCAGCUCCUUGGAGUCCAGCCGCAGGGUCCACACCAGCGCCCCCUCGGACAAGGCCUUGCUGGACACCUACAACCCCGAGCUCCUGAAGUCGGACUCCGACAACAACAACAGCGACGACUGCGGGAACAUCCUGCCCUCGGACAUCAUGGACUUUGUCCUGAAGAACACGCCCUCCAUGCAGGCCUUGGGGGAGAGCCCGGAGUCCUCGUCCUCGGAACUCCUGAACCUGGGCGAGGGCCUGGGCCUCGACAGCAACCGUGAGAAGGACAUGGGUCUGUUCGAAGUGUUUUCUCAGCAGCUGCCGACCGCGGAGCCUGUGGACAGCAGCGUCUCUUCGUCCAUCUCAGCCGAAGAGCAGUUCGAGCUGCCGCUGGAGCUGCCGUCCGACCUCUCGGUGCUGACCACGCGGAGCCCCACGGUCCCCGGCCAGAACCCCGGCAGGCUAGCCGUCAUCGCAGACGCAGCAGAGAAGAGAGUCGCCAUCCCGGAGAAGCCCGUGGCCGCCUCCGAGGAUGACCCAGCGCUGCUGAGCCCGGGAGUCGACCCCGCGCCCGAAGGCCACAUGACUCCCGACCGAUUCAUCCAGGGACACAUGGACGCCGACCUCGCCAGCCCCCCGUGCGGCGCAGUGGAGCAGAGCCGUGGCAGCAGUCAGGAUUUAACUCGGAGCAGCAGCACCCCUGGCCUCCAGGUACCGGCUUCCCCUUCUGUGCCCAUCCAGAACCAGAAAUACGGGCCCAGUUCUGCCGAGAGCCCCGGCCCGUCUCAGAUCUCUAAUGCGGCCGUGCAGACCACGCCUCCCCACCUGAAGCCGCCCACCGAGAAGCUCAUUGUCGUUAACCAGAACAUGCAGCCACUUUACGUGCUCCAGACUCUGCCGAACGGCGUGACCCAGAAAAUCCAGCUGACCUCUUCCGUUAGUUCUGCACCCAGCGUGAUGGAGGCAACCCCUUCCGUGCUGGGGCCCAUGGGCAGUGGCCUCGCGCUGACCACGGGGCUAAACCCAGGCUUGCAGACACCUCAGCCUCUUUUCCCUCCUGCUGGCAAAGGCUUGCUGCCCGUGCCUCACCACCAGCACUUACACCCCUUCCCCACAGCUGCUCAGGGCAGUUUCCCGCCCACCAUCAGCAGUUCUCCUCCAGGCCUGCUCAUUGGGGUGCAGCCUCCUCCAGAUCCCCAACUUCUGGUGUCUGAAGCCAGCCAGAGGACAGACCUCAGCACCACGGUAGUCACUCCGUCCUCUGGACUCAAGAAAAGACCCAUAUCUCGCCUGCAGACCCGAAAGAAUAAGAAGCUUGCUCCCUCUAGCACCCCUUCAAACAUUGCCCCCUCCGAUGUGGUUUCUAACAUGACACUGAUUAACUUCACACCCUCCCAGCUUCCAAAUCACCCCAACCUGUUAGAUUUGGGGUCACUUAACACGUCAUCUCACCGGACUGUCCCCAACAUCAUAAAAAGGUCUAAGUCCGGCGUCAUGUAUUUUGAACAGGCACCCCUGUUACCACAGACGGUGGGCGGACCUGCCACAGCGACGGGCACGUCGACCGGGAGCCAGGACACUGGCCACCUCGCUUCGGGGCCCGUGGCCGGCUUGGCGUCCGGUUCCUCAGUCUUGAAUGUCGUAUCCAUGCAAACGACAACAGCCCCUACGAGUAGUGCGUCGUUUCCGGGACAUGUUGCGUUGACCAACCCGCGGUUGCUGGGCGCCCCAGACACUGGCCCCAUAAGCAACCUGUUGAUUAAAGCCAGCCAGCAGGGCCUGGGGAUCCAGGACCAGCCCGGGGCUCUGCCGCCCAGCUCGGGAAUAUUCCCCCAGCUGGGGUCGCUGCAGACCCCCUCCACCGCGGCGAUGACGGCUGCAUCUGGCGUCUGCGUCCUCCCCUCGACGCAGACAGGGGUCCUAGCGGCCGCCUCCCCCUCCAGGGACGCCGAAGAUCACUAUCAGCUUCAGCAUGUGAGCCAGCUCCUGGCCAGCAAAGCGGGAAUUCUCCCUUCCCAGCGGGAUCCUGAAGCUGCUCCAGGGACCCAGGGGCCGGGCUUGGCGCAGACAGCAGACGCUCCUAACAGCCUGGGGCUGGAGCCAAAGAGGGCGGCCUCCUCUGCCGGACAGGCCCGCGCGGCCUCCCCUGCGGGCUCCCCCUCCUCUGGACCCCAGUCCACAAGCCCCUCCGUGCCAGGCGCUCACCCCAAACCAAAAAGCAAGCGCAUCCAGCUGCCUUUGGACAAAGGGAAUGGCAAGAAGCACAAGGUUUCCCACCUGCGGACCAGCUCCUCGGAAGCACACGUUCCGGACCAGGAGGCCCUCACGUCCUCCCUGACCUCGUCCACAGGGGCCCCCGCAGCAGAGGCCGAGCAGCAGGACACAGCUGAUGGGGAGCCGGCGGCACAGGAGUGUGGGCAGCCCCCGGGGCAAAUGGCUGUUCUUCCUGAGGUUCAGACAACACAAAAUCCAGGAAAUGAACAAGAAAGUACAGACCCGAAGGCGGCGGAGGAGGAAGAUGGAGGCUUCAGCUCGCCGCUCAUGCUCUGGCUGCAGCAGGAACAGAAGCGCAAGGAAAGCAUCACUGAGAAAAAGCCCAAGAAAGGCCUGGUGUUUGAAAUUUCCAGUGACGACGGCUUCCAGAUCUGUGCGGAGAGCAUUGAAGAUGCCUGGAAGUCGCUGACAGACAAAGUCCAGGAAGCGCGGUCCAAUGCCCGGCUAAAGCAGCUGUCGUUUGCAGGUGUGAAUGGCUUGCGGAUGCUGGGGAUUCUGCACGACGCGGUCGUGUUCCUGACCGAGCAGCUGUCGGGCGCCAAGCACUGUAGGAAUUACAAGUUCCGUUUCCACAAACCGGAGGAGGCCAAUGAGCCGCCCCUGAACCCUCACGGCUCAGCCCGGGCCGAGGUGCACCUGAGGAAGUCUGCGUUUGACAUGUUUAACUUCCUGGCUUCCAAGCACCGGCAGCCGCCUGAGUACAACCCCAACGACGAGGAGGAGGAGGAGGUGCAGCUGAAGUCGGCCCGGAGGGCGACUAGCAUGGACCUGCCCAUGCCCAUGCGCUUCCGGCACUUGAAGAAGACGUCUAAAGAGGCUGUUGGUGUCUACAGGUCUCCCAUCCAUGGCCGGGGUCUCUUUUGUAAGAGAAACAUCGAUGCGGGUGAGAUGGUGAUCGAGUACGCUGGCAAUGUCAUCCGCUCCAUCCAGACUGACAAGAGAGAGAAGUACUAUGACAGCAAGGGCAUCGGCUGCUACAUGUUCCGCAUCGAUGACUCCGAGGUGGUGGACGCCACCAUGCAUGGCAACGCUGCCCGCUUCAUCAACCACUCAUGCGAGCCCAACUGCUACUCCCGGGUCAUCAACAUCGAUGGACAGAAGCACAUCGUCAUCUUUGCGAUGCGCAAGAUCUACCGCGGGGAGGAGCUCACCUACGACUACAAGUUUCCCAUCGAGGACGCCAGCAACAAGCUGCCCUGCAACUGUGGCGCCAAGAAAUGCCGGAAGUUCCUCAACUGAAGCUGCUCCUCCCCCCAGUGCCGGGACCGGGGCCACCUUCGCCAGAGCCGGGAGUUGGGGCCUGAGGGGCCUCCCAGGUGGCUGAGCCCUGUGUCCUGUAUUCACAUUAGACAUGUGAUCAGAGUCCUGGGGAGAGAGGAGGUCUCAGAGAAGAUCCGGGACCUGCCUUCUGCCGGGGCCCCCUGUUGUGUGCUGUUCAGAAAUGGGGAGAGGGGUCCCUAGUACACUUGCCUGGAAGGAGCUCUGGGUUCAUUGCGUUGGGAGGUUGGGCCUGAGCCUCUCCUCAGAGAGAAGUGGCCGUCCUCUCUGUGGCCCUUUCCCACGCCCUUCAGCCAGGGGCCAGGCAGAGCCCUGGGUGGGGGUGGUUUGGUCCCUGAUCGCUUGCCGGCGGGCCCAGCUGGAGCCGUCGGGGAACAAACAGGAGGCGGGUGGUUUCCCUGCCUUCCCAGGGAGCACUCGCUUCUGGUUGGGAAAGGGGAUUCUGUGUUGGGGUUGUGCCAAUUAAUUAGCAAACACCGAGCCUGUGGCUGUAAGCGGGAGUCCGUCCCCAUGAGCCUUAUCUCAGCCAGUUUCCCUCCUUGACCGCAGGAGCGGCUUCCUCCUCACUCCUCUUCACUCCACUUCCCUCGUUUUCCCUGCUCGGCCUCCACUGCUUUCCCAUUCUCUCUGGGUGGAGGAGACCGAGACUCCUGCUCAAGGACACUCCCUGUGGGCAUACUGUGCGCCUCCGAAUGUCCCCUGAGCCUGGAGGCACUCCCAGUGGGAGGUGGACAGGAGGCCUUGGCCAGAACCAGACAGAAUGAGGCGUUUUCUCAAAACUCCGCUGAGAGUUUUAGAGAAACGUCCGGAGCCUGAUAUUUGAGACGAGGGAAAGGUUGUUUCAAUAGUUGAGUCAUGCAGCAACCAGAGCAUCGGGCCAGGGUGCCUCUGGGCCCCAUCCCUAGGCCACGGUGACCAUUUUCCCUUCAUGACGACAUAGGAAGACUUGAUCUUUAAAGGGUCCAUGUCCAGUUGAAGGCACAACACUAAUCAGAUUUCAAGGCCCAAACCUUGGGGACUGAGCACCUUGCAUUGAGGGGACUGCCACCUAUGCAAACUCCACGGCUAAGUGAGUUCAUGACACUACUGCCCUGCGCCCUCCCAUGUGGCCACCCGGACCCUCUGCUUCCUCCCUCCCCGAGACAGUGUCCCGACCUAUUAAAUUAAGUCAUCAGAUUUUACUCUGUUCUGUUUACAGUUUACUAUUUAAGGUUUUAUAAAUGUAAAUAUAUUUUGUAUAUUUUUCUAUGAGAAGCACUUCAUAGGGAGAAGCACUUAUGACAAGGCUAUUUUUUAAACCGCGGUAUUAUCCUAAUUUAAAAGAUCGGUUUUAAAUAAGUUUUUAUUUUCAUAGGAUGAAGUUAAAGAAACUAUUCAGCUGUACAUGCAAAGUCUGGUUUUUCCUGCCCAGCUCCCCCUGGAAGUUUCUGUUGUUUCAUGUGUAGUUUGUUUGUGCCCUGUUGACAUAAACGUUUCCUGGGUUUGCUCUUCGACAAUAAAAGGAAGGUCACCCAGCCCCUUGGGGCCGCUCCUCUUCUUUCCCCGCACUGGCCCCGAGCGGUGACCGUGCUCAUCUCCUUUCCCCCUUCACAGCGACCGAGCGGUUGGCACCUGACAUCCCCAUCACCCUCGGCCUCAGAUCACCUCGUUCCCCCCUUGCCCACUGAGCCCUCAUUCCUGCAGAGACCCCACUGAAGCUGAAGCAGUCUGACCGCUCCCCAGGGAGCAGAUCUGUUUCUCCGCCUCGGUCAGAGCGUGUAGUCCCUUCCCCCGGAGCCCCUCCCUGGGAAGUCCAGCCAAGCAAUACUCCGCCAGCUCUGCCCCGGCUCACGGCUCUGCUGUGCCUUCGCCCUGGGCUCCUGGGCUCCCGUGCCCUUAAGAACUUCGUGUGGUGGCUCUGCUGAAAGAUGCCGUUCCCCUGCCUGCGGGGCCCAGCACUGUGGCCAGGGUGCAGAGACCGCCCUGGGACGUGGAGAAGGCACUCCACCCAGACCUCCCUUCCUUCCUCUUGCCCGUGAACAAGACAUGGUGGCCCGAGGGUUCACUACUGUCUGGUUUCCUUUAUUAUUGCACUGUGUGAGGUUUUUGUAAAUCCUUUAUUACUUUUUUAAUUUUUUUUUAGAAAAAAACCUUAAGCUGCAUUUGUUACUGGAAUGAUUAAUGCACUGAUGGGUCACGACUUCACCAAAGGCCAGUCUGGGGUGGGGGAGACUCAGCUGAGCAGACCCAGUUACUGCUCUGCUAGGCCGAGUACUGUGAGCCCCUUCUCUCCCCCAAACCUGCGUCUCCUCCUGUGGCUGCAGGUGGUCUGCCUGGCCUUUCCCUCCCUGGUUAUAACCACGGAAACGAGAAGUCCCUCCCACAGCUCAGCCUUGAGUUCAUUGCCAAACUUCAGCCAACCUGCCAGGGACUUGGGGAGUGAGCUAAGCAGGCAGAAGAUGGGAUAGCUGCCUCCAAAACACCCAAAUUUGUUUUGAAAGUGAGCUAAGGAGUCUCCUCACAGAAGUGCAGACAGGUACUGCGGUGGGUCACUCCUAAGUCUCCAAGGGGCACCCCACGUCCCUGAGGAGUGACAGGCUGCGACCUGGGUGGUUCUGUGAACACUGGCACCCGCCGGUUUAGCUGCUGUGGCCGCCUCUCCUGGUGGCAGAGAUGGCUGUGUAACCAGAGAAGCUGCCGGCGCUGACCCUUGACCAGAACUCGGUCCCACCACCUUCAGCACAACCCCUCCUGGUUUUAGACCAGUAACGAGUUAGGGGCAGCCCUGGCAGCUGUAUGCUCUGCCCAGGCUCCUUUGCCGCGAUCCGGGCCCCACCCUGCUUGCCUGCAGAUCCCCGGCCACGCGGUACCUGGAUUUCACAAAACACAACAACACAACACAAAAAAAUCUUUUAAUGAAUGUAUCUUUCUAAAGGACUGACGUUCAAUCAAAUAUCCGAAACUACUAAAGGUCCAAACCUUGUCAGAUGAUAACUUUUAAGUUUGAUUUGGGGUAUUUUAGGUUAAAAAAUUUUUUUUCCUUUUUUUUUUUUUUUUUUUUUUUUAAGGAAAAGCGGGUCAUUGCAAAGGGCUGGGUGUGAUUUUGUUUCGUCUCCAUUUUAAAGCAAUACAAGGUGAUUGAGCAGAUGGUUUUAUGCCGAAUCACGAACACCAGUCAAGACUCACUCUCUAAACUUGCAACUUUUGUGUUUUGGUUUUCAAAUAAGUAUAAAUAUGAUAUAUAUAGGAAUAAUAUAGUAAUGCACCGUGUAACAAAGCCUCGUGCAGUCCAUGGCUUUCAUUCUCUUAACACUAUAGGUAGGGGUGUGUUCCAGUUGCUAGUGGCGGCGGGAAAAGCCGCUGGCCCUUCUGAUGCUCGGGAACGGGGAGGCCCGGACACGGGGGAGGCAGACAGCGGUCCCAGCGGUCAGCGACGCAGAAGGUGCCACCUGGAUGCUUUUCUGCCAGUGGAUGUUGCCAGGCAGUAUCUGUACUCCUUGUUUUUCUAUUUUUGGUUAUGAAUGUUGGGGUUACCACCUGCAUUUAGGGGAAAAUUGUGUUCUGUGCUUUCCUGGUAUCUUGCUCCCAGGUACUCUAGUUCUGUCUUUCAACCAAGAAAAUAGACUCGUGGUGUUUCUUUCAUUGAACUUUUAACAGUCUCUUUAGUAAAUACAGGUAGUUGAAUAAUUGUUUCAAAAGCUCAACAGAUGACAAGCUUCUUUUCUAAAAAUGACAUUUCUUGAUACCUUUAUCAUGUAUAACAGAUCUUUCGGUUGUUUUUUUUCUUUCCUUGUGUUCUUCCAAGCUUCUGGUUAGAGAAAAAAGGAAAAAAAAAAAGGGAAAAAAAAAAGUGUCUAAAGUCCAUCAGUGUUAACUCCCUGUGACAGGGAUGAAGGAAAAUAACUUUAAUAGUUCAAAAAAUAAUAAUGCUGAAAGCUCUCUACGAAAGACUGAAUGUAAAAGUAAAAAGUGUACAUAGUUGUAAAAAAAAAAAGGAGUUUUUAAACAUGUUUAUUUUCUAUGCACUUUUUUUUAUUUAAGUGAUAGUUUAAUUAAUAAACAUGUCAAGUUUAUUGCUGCA